Messenger RNA from Strongylus vulgaris, 279 nucleotides. Lineage: Eukaryota; Metazoa; Nematoda; Chromadorea; Rhabditida; Strongylidae. The record is from the annotation of a GenBank genome assembly.
AUGAAGUAUCUACUCCUGUGCGCACUGCUAGGCUAUGCUACUGCCAUUGAAUUGUUUGGAAGAGACCAAUCGUCCGCGGUCCGAGGGCAGCUGAUGUGCGACGGAAGGCCUGCAGUUGGCGUCAAGGUCAAGCUGUGGGAUCCGUGCCAAAGAAAGUUCUCUAUCCUCAUUCCUGAUAGCUACGUAAGCCAUGGCAAAGUUCCAAAGAAGGUUUACGAUGCCGGAACAAUCCAACUGGCUGGUUCAUUCCCUGGCGAGAGCAGGGACUGCAUUAACUAG